CACAAACGUCACAUUCCAAAUUCGGCCGCUGCCACGGCCGAUCGUGUUUACUAGUUCGAAGGAAGAUUACAAAUAAGGCAAAAUGAAAUUAACGGUUGCAUUGAUUGCCAUACUGAGUAUAUCCUCAUCAUGGGCUAAAGAACUCAACAAGGCUGAAGACCCAAAGGAUAAAAGAGAAGCCGCCAUAGGCUACGGAUCCCAAGGCAUCUCAGCUCACAGUUACCAGGCCCCUAUUGGACAUGAAGGAGGCAAUUCCAUCAGCGUUGGUGCUGGUUACAGCGUAGGUGGAACCAAGCCCAGUUACAGCUUCGGUGGCCACUCAGCUUCUCCACUACAGUUUGCGCCAGAAGGUCUUCAAUCCAGCGGACAUGCCACCAUCAAGCUGCCACCCAUCACUCUUCAACCUUCCCAUGGACUAGCAGCAGGCGACCUUUCACAACUCAUGAGCCAACUAUCUCAUAGCAUCAACUCAGGUGCUCUUAAUCUUCAAGCAGGAGGAUUUGACUCUUACGCCUUAGCAGCUGCUCCUCAGGCCGAACAUGGUGCCCAAGAACUGUCUCUACCUCAAUAUACAUUCGGAGCCCCGAAACUUCAACAGUAUACUUUCCAAGAGCAACCGCAAGUAGCCAGUCCACCGUCUUACGCAGCUGGUACUAAAGGUCUUGGUUCGUAUGGUUCUACCGGACCAGUUCUCUUUACUCCAUCCGACUCUCAAGCAAACGUAGCUUUGCAAAGCCAUGCUCCUAGUUCUGGCCACUCAUUUGAAGCAUUAGGACCGGCUUAUGCCAUCGGAGCUGCUCCCAGCUCAGGUCAUAGCUACGGUGGCGCUGCUGUUGGACAUUCUUUUGGCGAGGGUGCUUUAUCUGGACACUCAUUCGGCGGCGCUGGACUUUCUCUAGGCCAACCUGGACAUUCCUUGGGUGGAUCUGGACAUUCUCUGGGUGGAUCUGGGCAUACUGUUGGCGCUGGAUACACCCUUGGAGGUUCUAGCCAUUCCCUUGGGGGAUUGUCGUUAGGUAGCUCUGGCAAUUCGUACGGUGGAUCGUACAAGACUCUAUUGCCAAGCAAAGGAUCUUUCAAACCAUCUGCUUUCUUGGGAUCGUCAAUUCAAGGAGACUCAAGCCACGGGUUAUCAAGUCUGUCCAGUUCUCAUGGAGCCCCAUCAUUUGGCAGUUUCAGCAGUGGAGGUCAUAGUGGCUUAUCCCUUGCAUCUUUGAGUCACGGAUCUAGUUUUGGUGGGCAUGCACCCAGUUUUGGAGGCCACGGAAGCAGCUUUGGAGGGUCUUCCACAAAAUACUUAGCUGCGUUUGCUCCAUCGAAAUCUGAAGGCUAUGGGAACACGGAGUCUGUUUCUAAUUUCGCUUCAAGCGGUCACUUGUCUUCUCCUGGUAGCUCGUUUUCCUCACCUUCCUCCUAUGGUCAUAGUAACAACGUGCACUCUGCCUCUUCUUCCAGUCCACAAUACUAUGUGCCGUCUUCUAAAUACUCCUCUUCCAGUUUUGGUGAAGGAAGGUCAUCGUACAAAUCUCCUAGCAGUCAUGGAUCUUUGAGUUCGUUCUCGUCAGGGCCCAAACACAGUUACGGACGCGUCAACCGUUAUUCACCCCCUAAGGAUAUUGAAGGCUCCUACAGUGAAAACACAUAUAACACAAUCAAAUACAGCGAAGAACUGAAACCACGCACUCAUUAAGUUUAUAUGAAUAUGUUUUUACAAAGCGGCCUAAAAUGUUGAUUUUCCUGUAAAUAAUUAAAGAAGUGAGGGUGAUGCGAGUGACUGUGAUCGCUGUGGUUUGAUUGUAGGCGAGUCUCAGAGAAAAUGUUUGGUCUGUCGUGCUUAGUCGCUAAAUAGCGGCAAUUAACAUAUUUGUUGGGUCACUUCCCUGUAAGUACAGGGAUAAGUAAUUUUUAAGCCACACUGUGCUUUGCAAGUCGAGUGCUGAUUAGGUUGCCAUUAUUGGUUGCAAUAAUUGAUUUUGUAUUCUUGGACUUAUUUUCUCAUUGAGUAGCU
Messenger RNA from Amyelois transitella, 2008 nucleotides. RefSeq names its product hornerin-like. NCBI's taxonomy places the organism in Eukaryota, Metazoa, Arthropoda, Insecta, Lepidoptera, Pyralidae. The record is from RefSeq and is a predicted model, not a curated record. Bases 83 to 1690 code for a protein of 535 amino acids. The transcript has 2 exons.